This is a messenger RNA of Diospyros lotus (date-plum), 1110 nucleotides long. RefSeq lists its product as uncharacterized. The coding region runs from base 20 to 976 and encodes 318 amino acids. The record is from RefSeq and is a predicted model, not a curated record. The transcript is spliced from 4 exons. Lineage: Eukaryota; Viridiplantae; Streptophyta; Magnoliopsida; Ericales; Ebenaceae.
GGAGUUCAAUUUUACUUUUAUGCAAGCUAUUUGUAACAACGCAGAGAUGUUUAAUAAUGAAAUUGGAUACAUUGUACGUAAGAAUUGUAGUUUUCAAUAUAAGGAGUGGAGAUGUGUACCUUCGACAGUUAGGGCAUCGCUUCAUCACAAACUUCUUACUGUUUUUGAUAUCAACAUUGAGGAUAAAAAUAUCCAAAAGGUUAUCGAUAAACAAAUGCAACGAGCUUGGAGAGGCCACAAAUAUAAGCUACAUGCUUACUUUAAAGAAAUUGGAGGAGAGAAAGAUCCAAUUAAGGCCAAAAGUAAGCGCCAUGAGGAAGUGAGCCAAGAUGAUUGGGAUUACCUUUGUGAUCUUUGGACAAAUCCUGUUUUUAUGGAACGAGCACAGAAGAAUGCCAACUCUCGUGCAAAACGAAAGUGGGAAUCUAGAAAUGGUUCGAGGAGUACAGCGCGUCAUCACGUUGUUCGUGGAGCUAACUUGGAUGGCCCGAUAGGACAUAUUGAGACUUGGCAUCUUCGACAUUGGCAUUCCGAACACGAUUGGUCAUCUUCAGAGUUAGAGGCUAAAUAUGAACAAAUGAUGCAGUUGAGGCGAGAUAAUUCUCCAGAUAAAAUGACUGAUAAGGAUAUCUUAGAAAAGGUUCUUGGACGACAAUCUGUUCGCUUGUUUGGUUGGGGGCGAUCUCCUAGUACUUUCGGGACAACAUGCACUAGUGAGGAGUCUAGUCGUCCAACUUACAAACAAUUGGUUAAUGAUUUGAACAGGUACAAAUCUCUUUUUCAAGAGCUCCAGGGAGACGUGAACAUGUUACGGCAAGUAUUGAUUGAAAAGAAUAUUAUGCCUCCUCCGUCUACUGCGCAUGUACCAUCGGAUUAUAGUUCAGGACGAUCUCGCCUCAAUCCAUCCCGUCUCGACCCAUCCAGUUCUAGCCCUUCCCUCCAUUCUACUGAAGAGGAGUUUGGCGACGAGAUUUAAUAAUUUGUUUUAUGCUUUUUUUUCAAGAAUGUUUGAACUUUUUAGGUGACUUUAUGAUUUUAUGCUUAUUUUGUGACUUUAUGACUUUUUAUGUGCGUAUAUGUUUGAACUAAAUCGUAAUAGAUGACUUUUUA